UCACGGUGCAACAAGACACCAGCAUCAGGUGACUUGAUCACGGUCGCGGGGUCAUCCCUACCCCGACAAUUAUAAUUUCGCGCCCAGGACGGAACGCUCAAGACGAUGGAUGGAGAUCCCCAAUCUCCCAAGUCACCGCCGCGACGGCGCAGACCGCCCUUGUCCUGCACCAUUUGCAGGCGUCGCAAGUUAAAGUGUGACCGCGCUCUACCAUGCGGGCAAUGCGUCAAGUCCAAAACCCCGGAUCAAUGCGUCUACGUGGGGCCUCAGGCUCCGACGUUGGGGCGCGCGGGAAGCACACCACCCGAACGUGCGCGUGUCUCCAGCAGUCGGGCUAGUCCAGCCCACGGUGGACUCUACGUAUUUGAUUCCAAGCACCAGUCGACAAACCGGGUGACCAAGCCUAAAGCACGCUCGGAUGAGUUGCACGAGCUCCGCAGUCGCAUCCAAUUUCUAGAAACGGCGCUCUCCAAGACGGGUCCCAUCCACACGCCGGAAAGUCUGGGAUAUGAUGCCCCGUCAGAAGGCGGGCAUCGCUUGGGCCCGGAGGCGCACAGCCUCGUCGAUAGCGUGAAGGACCUCCCGGACCGAUGUUGCUUCCGGGGCAAGAAGAGCCGGACCCGAUAUGUUGGGCGAAGCCAUUCCUCCGUCUCCUUGUCUUUCUUUGACGACGUUGCUACGUUUAUGCGAGGCCGGCGCAGUACAUUGAAGAGGAACCCCGACUAUAAGAAAUUCAAGGUCUUCAAAGGGGAGGUAUGGUCUCGGGAACGACAAGAACAUCAGCGCGCCUUUCGCGAGAAGCCGCCCACGUUGGAGGAAAUGGUUCCUCCUCGCCAUGUCGCCGACGAACUACUGAACCUGUAUCUGACCACGUUCGAGACAACGCACCGAAUCUUGCAUAUCCCAACCUUCCUGGAGCAGUACGGCAACUUCUGGGCGGGCGUACAGCCCAGGGAACCGUCCUUUGUGGCGAAGCUGCUUGCAUUGAUGGCCGCCAGUUGCUGUUUUCUUAGUCCGACCACGAAGAUUAAUGGCGAGGGUCCCGUAUAUCAAACGGCCGCCGAAUGGAUUGCCGGCGUCCGGUCGUGGAUUGCGUCCACGUUAGUCAGCUCGACCAUCGAUUUCAACAUUCUGCAGAUUGAAUGCCUCUUGAUGAUUGCACGGCAGGCCGAUGCGAUCGAUGGGGAUAUUGUUUGGAUCUCGUCCGGUUCGCUGACGCGGACUGCCAUGACCAUGGGGCUGCAUCGGGAUCCCCAUCGGUUCGGAAAGAUGACGAAAUUCUGGGCCGAGAUGCGCCGACGACUGUGGGCGACCAUUCUGGAGCUGGAUUUGCAGUCGUCCUUGGAUGGUGGGAUGCCGCCCACCAUCGACCUGGAUGAAUACGAUUGCGAGCCCCCCUCGAAUCUCGAUGAUGCGCAACUGACGGAAGAUAUGACCGAGGAUGCGGUCCCCAAGGAUCCGGAGGUGUUUACGCAAAGUACGUUCCAGGUCUUGCUUCUCCAGUCGUUGCCGUUGCGACUUCAUAUCGCCAAGGCGAUCAACAGUCUGAAGUUCACUCUGUCCUACGAUGAGGCCUUGCGACUCAGUGAAGAGCUGAUCCAAUUCAUGCACCACGGCGUGGGGAUCUUUCGGAAGCAGUGCGACCCGGGGCUGCCGUCGCCGGGCGGCAACGAUUCGUCCUUCGCCCAGUCCAUGUUGAUGUUUCUGUUACGGCGAUCAAUCCUGGUUCUGAACCGGCCGUUUGCGUUGAGUAUUCUCCGGUCGCCCAAAUUUUCCUACUCGCGGAAGAUCUGCCUGGAGUCCGCAUUGGAGAUCCUCUCCCAUCACGAGCCUCCGGCGAGCGCCCAGGUAUGCCCACAUCUGGGGCAGCUCAGUGGGGGGAUGUUCCGCGAUGAGUUUCUUCACGCUGCCCUGACGGUGUGCGUGGAGCUCUACAUCCAAGCGGGCGAGUUCAACAUGGCGAGCGCGUCGACCGCGGGCCAGUCCAGCGCGCUGACCUCAUUGAACGAUCUGGUGCGGUCGCAGCAGGAGGUUAUGAUCGGGGCGGUCGAGCGGACGAUCGAAACAUUCGGGAGCCGGAUCACGCCGAACGGCAAGGGGAGCAAGGCGUUUUUCCUCCCGAACCUUGCACUCUCGUCGGUGAAGGCGCGGCUCCGGGGGGAAGACCCGCAGAAGGUGAUUGAGCGGGACGCGAUGAAGUCCAUGCAGGCAUGCGAACAGGUGAUGCGGGGGGCCACCUGGGCGUCUACCCGAGCCCGACAGGCCGAGUCGACGCCCGUCUCUACGCCGUCGCUGAGUCUGGCAACACCCGAUUUACCAUUCGACCCUGCGUCGUUUGGGUUAGACACGUCGUUGGAUUUCGGGACGUUGUUUGACAUGAACGACUAUGGGAUGCCGGGGAUGUGGGAUCAGGACUUUCUGACUUUGUUCUAAUGGACAACCGAGGCGUUGGUGGAUGAGCGAGAUAUUGUGAUAUCCCAAGUUUCAUGUGAUGGAUUGCCAAUGGCUACGAUAAUGUAUGAUAAC
This is a messenger RNA of Aspergillus ibericus CBS 121593, 2526 nucleotides long. Its product is annotated as putative C6 transcription factor. The transcript has 4 exons. Gene Ontology annotation, biological process: regulation of transcription by RNA polymerase II; DNA-templated transcription. Gene Ontology annotation, cellular component: nucleus. Gene Ontology annotation, molecular function: RNA polymerase II cis-regulatory region sequence-specific DNA binding; zinc ion binding; DNA-binding transcription activator activity, RNA polymerase II-specific. The record is from RefSeq and is a predicted model, not a curated record. NCBI's taxonomy places the organism in Eukaryota, Fungi, Ascomycota, Eurotiomycetes, Eurotiales, Aspergillaceae. The coding region runs from base 106 to 2433 and encodes 775 amino acids.